Messenger RNA from Malaya genurostris, 2805 nucleotides. RefSeq names its product procollagen-lysine,2-oxoglutarate 5-dioxygenase (gene Plod). Gene Ontology annotation, cellular component: endoplasmic reticulum. The record is from RefSeq and is a predicted model, not a curated record. NCBI's taxonomy places the organism in Eukaryota, Metazoa, Arthropoda, Insecta, Diptera, Culicidae. Bases 316 to 2484 code for a protein of 722 amino acids. Gene Ontology annotation, biological process: peptidyl-lysine hydroxylation. Gene Ontology annotation, molecular function: L-ascorbic acid binding; procollagen-lysine 5-dioxygenase activity; iron ion binding. The transcript has 5 exons.
UCUCUUAUUUAAUCUGUUGUUGUUCUCACUUUCUUUAUAACAUAUGGUAAAUAUGCCCGAGUCGAGUAAUUCUGUCGCGUACGCUAUAUUACUGCUGUACUAGCAACUCGUUUAAUUGCUAUUCCAGACGUCGACAUCUGCGGUCGCAAUUUUGAUUUGCUUUGGAUAUUUUAGUCCAUUGUAGUGUGUAGUGCUAGGUGAAGGUAAUAAGUGAAGCGGAAGUCAUUGAAAGCGUUUAAAUUUCGAUUGCAUAUUUAAAGUUUGUAACUUUUUGUUGAGUUUCAAUGCUGCAACGCCAAGCGCAAUUACUUUAGAAUGUCGUGCAGAACGGUUGUGGUGCAAUUCGUAAUAGUAUUAAUAAUCGCUCUAUGUCGUCGAUGCGUCGGUGAAGAUAAAAAACCUCUAGUGUUCACAGUUGCUAGCAACGAAACUGAAGGGUAUAAGCGAUACAUUCGAUCAGCGAAUCACUAUGGAAUCGAGGUAACGACACUUGGUCUAGGAAAGCAAUGGCUUGGUGGCGAUAUGAAGCGGCUUGGUGGUGGUUACAAAAUCAACCUGUUUCGGGAUGCUCUGAAACCAUACAAGAUGGAAGAUGAUCGGAUAGUACUCUUCACGGAUAGCUAUGAUGUGCUAUUUCUAGCAUCAAUAGAGAAGAUUGUGGAAACAUUUAAAACUUUGGAAGCCUCAGUUUUGUUUGGGUCUGAAGGAUACUGCUGGCCAGACGAAGAGUUAAAAAGCAAGUAUCCGAAACUAGAAGGUAGAGGUACUAGAUUUCUUAAUUCAGGAAUGUUUAUCGGGUACGCAUCCAAGGUAUAUCAAAUGCUGAAAACUCCAGUAAAGGAUACGGAUGAUGAUCAGUUAUACUACACGAAAGUUUACCUAAAUAAACAAAUUAGAGAGGACCUGAAUAUAAAAUUAGACCAUACUGCUUUGUUGUUCCAGAACCUAAACGGCGUGGAAGAACAAGUUAUUUUAGCAUUGAACGCAGACAAUAAAGAAGUGUAUUUGAAAAAUACAGAAUACUCAACGGUACCUCUAGUACUUCACGGCAAUGGACCAAGUAAGCUUACUUUGAACGGAUUUGCUAAUUAUCUUGCGGGUGCAUUUAUUGACGGGGAGUGCAAAACAGUUACCGAAAAUUUGCUGCAGUUAGAUGAAGAAAAUCUUCCCACGGUGAUGCUGGCUCUAUUUAUAGAAAAAGCAACACCAUUCAUAGAUGAUUGGUUUGACAAAAUUGCCAAUCUCAAUUAUCCAAUGUCAAAGAUGCAUCUUUUUAUACACAAUAACGUCCUGUACCACAAAGCCUCAAUUGAUCGUUUUAUAGCCAGUUACAAAGAUAAGUAUCAAUCGUUCCGAAUGGUUGACUAUAAUGAAGAUUUUGAAGAACUAUCUGGAAGGUCACUAGCGGCACACCAAUGCCUCAAGAGAAAGUGUGACUACUUAUUCGUCGUUGAUUCUGAUGGACACAUUGACCUGCCGGAUACUCUUCGAAAACUUAUUACCCUCAAUAGAAAUAUUGUCAGUCCUAUGAUCAAUCGUCCAGAAAAAGUUUGGAGCAAUUUCUGGGGGGCCCUGAGUGCUCAAGGAUUCUAUGCACGUUCUACUGAUUACAUCGAUAUCGUAGGACAGAAGGUUAUUGGAAUAUGGAAUGUUCCCUACAUAUCUACUGUUUACCUUGUUAAAGCUGCAGUUCUUCCUGAUGUCAACUACGAGCUUCCUAAUACCGAUCCGGACAUGGCGUUUUGUUGGCAUAUGCGUAGUAAAGGAGUGUUUAUGCAUAUAGUUAACACUAAAAAUUUCGGCCAUUUGAUCGAUGCAGAAUACUAUGACUCAAACCGAACCCAUCCGGAUUUCUACCAAUUAUUCAACAACAAAUAUGACUGGGAACAAAAGUAUAUUUCAAAAGAAUACUACAAACAGCUAAAGGAUGAUUUUGUACCGCACCAACCCUGUCCGGAUGUAUAUUGGUUCGCGGUGGGAUCGGAAACGUUUUGUGAUCACUUAAAGGAUAUCGUUGAAAAUUUUGGGCAGUGGUCUGAUGGUACUAAUAAUGACAAACGAUUACAAGGUGGUUACGAAGCUGUUCCAACCAGAGACAUUCACAUGAAUCAAGUCGGUCUGGAACAAGUUUGGUUGAAAUUUCUACAACUAUACGUAAGGCCGUUGCAAGAGAAAGUGUUUAUUGGUUACUUUCAUGAUCCUCCGCGAUCGCUAAUGAACUUUGUCGUACGCUACAAACCAGACGAACAGCCAUCGCUACGGCCACACCACGAUUCCUCUACAUACACCAUCAAUAUAGCUUUGAACAAUGCUGGAAUUGAUUACGAAGGGGGUGGAUGUAAAUUUUUGAGAUAUAACUGUUCAGUAAAGGAUACACGCAAAGGGUGGAUGCUUAUGCACCCCGGCCGGCUAACACACUUCCACGAGGGACUUACAACUACGAAUGGAACUCGGUAUAUUAUGAUUUCAUUUAUAGAUCCUUAAAGUGUUCGGAUGAACGACCGAAGGAAGCUUACCGUUGCUGACAGUGACAUAUCGAAAUCAUAUCGGAAAAGCAAUAACAUCUCGAAUGCUCAGUUAGUUCUGUCACCAAUGACAUAGUUUUUAAAAUCGAGUCAUUAUUGAUUUGUGAAACGAAUCUCAUAUAUUUAGGAGAUUUAGUGCUUAGUUUAAUAUUCGCUAUUAAUGUGCCAUUUCAGUAAAGAGUUAUUAUAUACACUUAUGCAUACGCUCUUCGUUUGACUGAUUUCCGUAGAAAAAGCAACCCGAUGUUUUUAAUAAAAAUCGCAUGAAUAACAUUUUUAA